AUGCGUGCUGGAGGUGAAGUCCGCUGCAUCUCCGCUUUCGGUAAUCGGCAGCCGGCAUCGGGAGAUUCGGGGGCAGAUGUCACCGUUACGAUUCUUGAACCGUCCCGAUCUCUAUCACGACUCAAUAUCAAGAUGCGCGCGUCAAACUCUCUUGUUGCGGCCUUCGCAUGCCUGGCUCAGAUCGGGAUUGCCGAAGCAGCUUUGUCUUUCACCCAAUGGCCCUCGGUCAUUCAUGCUGGCCAGCCUACCACUCUGAAGUGGCAGACGGACUCGGAUGCUCCCGUGACCGUCACACUGCGGAAGGGCAAUUCUCAGAACUUGGACACCGUCCAGACCCUGGCAAGCAAUGCCCAGGGAGGCUCCUUCACCUGGACUCCGGACUCCACAAUAGAGAACGGCGACGACUAUGCCUUCCAGAUCCAGCAGAACGGCUAUGUGAACUACUCGGGGCUUUUACAGGUCACCGAUGGGUCCCCAGCUACCCCAGCUACCGAGGCUGCGUCCACCCCAGUCCUCAAACCCAGCCCAACAACGCUGGUAGCCUCGGUUGUCCCUCCAGCUCCUAACCCUGCAACCCCGACCGCAACUGCAUACCCCACCGACACAGCCCCUCACGACGAGAUGCAGACAGUCCAGAAGGGCAAUGAUGGCCAGACUUUCACCGUCAAUGCCGCUAACGACCCCAGUGCGAACGCAGCCGGAGCCGCCAACAGCAAGACUGCUAUGGCUGCCUAUAUGCAGAGUGGUGCUGCCUCUGUUCGCGCGACGGGAAUGGGCUUCGUGUUGGGUGCUCUCGCCAUGGUGGUUUACCUCGUCUAGUAGACUUGAACGAACUUCCCGGUGGAGCUUGGCAGACAUUGAACUUUGUCUUACUUGGUUGUCAGGACUUGUUCGUGUGUGCCUAGGUUGAUUGUUCUUCUUCAGAUCAACUCGCAUGAGACCGAGCGGUGCUGGGAUUGCUCUGGGCGACAGGCGUUGGUUGAGGUUUUCAUUUUUGCUUCUCUUUCCCUUCUG
Molecule: messenger RNA, 1014 nt
Organism: Aspergillus aculeatinus CBS 121060
Lineage: Eukaryota; Fungi; Ascomycota; Eurotiomycetes; Eurotiales; Aspergillaceae
Product: GPI anchored serine-threonine rich family protein
Exons: 3
Coding region: 1-819 (272 amino acids)
Source: RefSeq, a predicted model, not a curated record